This is a messenger RNA of Brassicogethes aeneus, 480 nucleotides long. Lineage: Eukaryota; Metazoa; Arthropoda; Insecta; Coleoptera; Nitidulidae. The record is from the annotation of a GenBank genome assembly.
CUUUUGGGGGUUUUAUAUUCACUAGCAAAUUUUCAGUGAAAACAAUUUUAUAUCCCUUUGUUUAUUAAAUAUAGUGCAAUGUCAAGAGUUGUGACAGAAACCGCCACCGAAUCAAAACUAAAAAACAAAGAAAAAGAUAUAAAAGAAGCCACAAAUUCCAAAAACCUUGAUGAAGUUCUUGAAAAAGUUAAAAAAGUAGACAACACUUGCUCAUUUACAAAAUGUAAAACCUGUACAAACGAUUUUGCGAUAGACUGUAAAUUUUGUAGUGGAAGAUUUUGUACAAGCCAUGCACUACCUGAAAUACAUGGAUGUGGAGAGGCUGUGCAGAGAGAAGAAAAAAGAAAAUUUUUACACCCUGAACCUAAGCUAACAAAAGAUAAACAUGAAAAAGCACAAACUAAAUUGAAUAUAAAACUAAAGCAAAUGCAAUUGGAGAGGAAAGCAAAACAAGGGGGAAAAGGCAAAAAAUAAUAAGAC